ACACGGAGCAGCAGGCGAGAGAGCAUUUAUUAUCAGCAGGAAAGAGGAGGGGAGGUCUCAGGGGUAGGAGGGAGGGGGCGGGCGCUGUCGUCAACGACGAUAUUGUCAGUCACAGUGGCAGGCCAGCUGAAACCUGAAGGCCCCUCCCACAUAAGGAGGGAGGCGGAUGCUGCCGCUGCUCCUACUGCUGCUGCGGCUCUUAGCAACAGUGAUCCCCGGCGCCCUGAGCCCGCACCUCCUCAGCCCCCUAUGGACCUGCCCAUCGAAGGCCACACACUGAGGCACUACACCCGCUCCAGGCCCAGACCCAACCGCCGGAACAGCAAGCCGCCCAGCAAGCCCCAGGAGCAGGCAGCUGAGAGUGAAGAGAAUGAAGCCAAUGAGACCAUGGGUAGGGUGGAUGAGGGAGUAGAGGAGUUCUUCACUAAGAAGAUCAUCCCUGAUGACCCGCUAAAAGCGCAGAGGGAGGAGGUCCCUUACAAAGCACAACCCACAGAGUCGACCUCCACCACCCCUGCCCCUCCCAGCACGUCUGCCCCGGCCCCGCCCUCCUCUACCACCACCACCUCUAUCACCUCCUCCUCCUCUUCCUCCUCCUCCAUGACCGUAACAACCACCAACACUACUACCACAACCACCACCCCUUCCAACGCCCCCUCCAAAAACAUCAAGAAGAAGUUUGGGGACUUCUUCGCCUUCAAGAAAGUCCGUGCUGGCCGGGGGGCGAAGGGCGAGGGUGGGCCGGAGGGCAAGGUCAAAAAGACCUCCAUCGCAGAUCUAAUCAGACCACUCAGGGAGGCAAAAGAGAGGGAGAGAGAGAAAGAGCGGGAGAAGGAGAAGGGGAAGUUAGAAGAAGAGAGUGGUGCUAAGGCCACCAGUGUUAAUGAUUCUGAUGCCACCACAACAGUAAGAGCAGCAGAGGACAACACCAUGGCUCCCGCCCCACCCUCUGAUGUCCCCAGCGUCCCCACAUCCCUGCCCACCAGCACCCCCGCCCAGGAGGAGGUGACAUCUGUGUCCCCCAGCGCUCUGACCCCCAGCCCCAUCAUCAGCCCUGUCGGUGGGUUCCUGGCGGAGAGGGAGAAGAGCCGGACCCUGGAAAAGAGCAAGACCCCAGACGGGGAGAGGAGACUGAAGGCCACACGGCGCUCCCUCAGGGAGGGCAAGUCCCAGUCCCUCAUCCUGCUGACAGGCCUGGAGGAUGGUGCUGCCGCAAACGGAAGGAAACACGCAUCUGAAUGCACAUCCAGCUUUGAACAGCGCCUCCACGUCAUGCUCCACCGUAUGGGGGUGGCCAAGACACCACCCGCAGACACAAAGACCAGCCAGAACAAAGAAGAGGAGCUGAGGAAAACCAACUCCGAAGGUGCAAUUCUUGAUAAAAAACCUGAACCCCCACCGACGUUCAUGAAGCCUCGCACUAUGUCCACAUCAGCUUCAGACACCAGGCGGCCAAUCAGAGCAGGCGUGACAUCUCUGGAGGCUCUCAGAACAGACAAGCCCCUCCUCCCAGGACGUCCCAUCGGACCCCUCCCUCCCAAGCCCACAGUGGCAGCCAAACCCCCUCUCCCAGCCCCCCAGCAGCACCCUGCUGCCGCUAGGACGUCCCCGGGGGUCCCCCGGCAGCCCAACACAGCCACAGCCCCGGAGACCCAGACCCAGCCAGCAGAGCCAGAGACCUCCCAGAGCCAGACCCAGCCCCAGCAGAGUGAGGUCGCCAGCCCUUACUCCCGCAAGGAGACUCCCCCUGCCCCAUCACCACACAGGGGCCCCAGCUCUCUGGAGAGCAAGGAGCGUGCUGUGAGAGCACAAUCAGUCACUGAAGAGAGCCUUCCUAAACCCCAGUCCCGCAUGAAGCCCUCUCCCCAGCGGAGAGCUGUGUCCGUCUACGAGGACUCCCUCCGUGAACAUGCUGCUCUACUGGACCCCAAAGAGCUGAAGGCAGCGUUGCCACGGUUGCAGAAGUCACCAGUCCAGAAACGUACCAACCUGGGGGAGCUCCCUACCUGUAGUGAGAACCAGCAAGAGGGAGAGGAGGCAGGUGAAGUGGGGGAGAAGAAGGAGAAGGAGAGGACUGGAGAGGGUGAGGGGACGGACAGCCGGCCGGUAACAGAGGACAAGCCAGGGCCAGGGCCAAGCCCAGUGGGGGCCGGUCAGGUAGAGGGAGAGAGCACAGCAGAGAAGAGAGGCGAGACGGUCUCACAGCAGCACACAGCGCAGGCACAAACAUCAGACCAAAGAACUGAACCCCCCCUAAUGGAGAAACACAUGGACUGACCUGCGCAGAGUCUAUUUUCUAUCAUGUCUACCUUUGCCUUGCACGCCAGAUUAUGUAAAAAAAUUAAAAGAAUUAUGAACAAAAUGUUUUAAAGAGUGUAAAUCCAUACCUAUACUUGUUAAUAAUGAUUAAAAAGUUGAUUCUGAAGUGUC
Molecule: messenger RNA, 2430 nt
Organism: Coregonus clupeaformis (lake whitefish)
Lineage: Eukaryota; Metazoa; Chordata; Actinopteri; Salmoniformes; Salmonidae
Product: hyphal wall protein 1-like
Exons: 10
Source: RefSeq, a predicted model, not a curated record